CAAGCCAGUAAAAACGGAGGCAGUGCGCGCGCCAUCGGGAACAGUUGUGUUAUCGCAGUGCUAGUGUGUGCAGGCAUCAUGGCUGGUGGCAAGGCAGGAAAGGACUCUGGCAAAGCGAAAGCUAAAGCCGUUUCGCGCUCAGCUCGAGCAGGAUUACAGUUUCCCGUCGGACGUAUUCACAGACAUCUUAAGAACAGGACGACCAGUCAUGGCCGCGUUGGUGCAACCGCUGCCGUCUACAGUGCUGCUAUUUUGGAAUAUUUGACCGCUGAGGUUCUUGAAUUGGCUGGCAAUGCGUCAAAAGAUCUUAAGGUGAAACGUAUCACUCCCCGCCAUCUCCAGUUGGCCAUCCGUGGUGACGAAGAGUUGGACUCUCUAAUUAAAGCCACUAUUGCUGGUGGUGGUGUCAUUCCACAUAUUCACAAGUCCCUUAUUGGAAAGAAGGGGUCUCAGAAGCCUGUAUAAACACUCAAAGUUGUUAAUGGAUGUGCCCGCAUUGUGGCUUAGGCCUGGGGACCUCACUGCCAUGAUAAGCUUUUUUUUUUUCUUUUUUUUUAUACUUUAAAUUAGUAUAAUUUUUCAUUUACUAAAUAGUAUGUGUGAUCUAGUGCCCUAUUUUAGGGGCCAUUUGGUUUAAGCUAUUCAGGUGGUCUACCUCCUGUCCCCAAUCUAUGACACCUGUCCUCUCCUAAGUCCUUGGAAGACAGCAUGAGGCCUUUGGCGGUCUUUUUGAUGACUUAUACUAGAUAAGGGUCUCUUCAAAAGCUGAGCUAUAUUGCAGUGCUCUCAAGGCACAGUACAGGACAAUUAUGGCUUUGCAACCCAGAAGUUCAGUAUGUAAUUUUGUUUGUUAUCCCUUAAGCUAGCUUUUAAUGUAUUUCAUGGAUUGAUUUUAAGCAGAGAUUUUAUGUUCUGUUUUAAAUUAGGAGUCUGGGAGCAAGAAGGAAAUUACAUUCCUAGUUUCCUAGACAUUGCAAAAGUGUCAAUGUGUUACUUAAAAGUACAAUUUACAGUUUUGAUAAACCAGUAGAGUAAGUACCACUAUACAUAUGUAAUUAGUACAUUCUCUACAAUAUAAUGUAUAUUCAUUUUUUUAA
Messenger RNA from Macrobrachium nipponense, 1097 nucleotides. It is a transcript of the gene His2Av, whose product is annotated as histone H2A.V. Gene Ontology annotation, biological process: heterochromatin formation. The record is from RefSeq and is a predicted model, not a curated record. Bases 79 to 465 code for a protein of 128 amino acids. Gene Ontology annotation, cellular component: nucleosome; chromatin. The transcript has 4 exons. Gene Ontology annotation, molecular function: DNA binding; structural constituent of chromatin; protein heterodimerization activity. NCBI's taxonomy places the organism in Eukaryota, Metazoa, Arthropoda, Malacostraca, Decapoda, Palaemonidae.